This is a messenger RNA of Epinephelus moara (kelp grouper), 12866 nucleotides long. RefSeq names its product plexin b2a, tandem duplicate 1 (gene plxnb2a.1). Gene Ontology annotation, molecular function: protein binding; semaphorin receptor activity. NCBI's taxonomy places the organism in Eukaryota, Metazoa, Chordata, Actinopteri, Perciformes, Serranidae. The coding region runs from base 610 to 6216 and encodes 1868 amino acids. Gene Ontology annotation, biological process: positive regulation of axonogenesis; regulation of GTPase activity; negative regulation of cell adhesion. Gene Ontology annotation, cellular component: semaphorin receptor complex. The record is from RefSeq and is a predicted model, not a curated record. The transcript has 43 exons.
GGAGGAAAAAGCCUCAUCCUGAUACUCCCCAGUUUUGUUGCGUAGCGCGCCGUCAGCAGCGGAGCUCCUGCUGCACACCGGCUGCAUGUGUGUGUGUGUGAGAGUGUGUGUCGCACCGGACACAGAAAACACUCCGCUGCCGUUAUAACCUGCGUGUGUGUGUGUGAGAGAGUGUGUGUGAGUGUGUGAACUGCACCUGAGGACCGGGAGUGUGUAGAGCCGGUUCCUGGGCGGGGAGCGCGGAGGAGCUGCUCUUUACUUGUUUGUCGGGAAUAUUGUUGGAGUCAAACUUCAGCUGCGGCUCCGAGUCGCUCUCUGCUCCGUGUCCGUGUCCGUGUCCGAGUCAUCAGGAUGUAAAUGUGGGAACUUUUUACCGAAGCACCGCUGACUCACGGGACGAGUUUGAUUUCUGUAACUUUUGGGACGUUUUGAGGAAUAGCAGAGGAAAGAGCUGCACGGAGAGAGAGAGCGCAGAGCUGCGCGUCAUCCUGAGGAGAGGAGACAGAGGAGGUUCAUGUCAUCAGAGUUCAACUGACCUCAACACUGAACAGGAGAGUGAGGCGUUUGAUGUCAUCAGAGAUCAACAGGUGUGAACACUGAACAGACGUGAUGGAGCGGUGGUGGGCGUGGCAGUUUGCCCUGGUCGCCCUGGCAACCAUUUGCCUCAUCCCCUCCGAUGGUAAAGAAACAGAGUUCCUCUCCGACACCCUCAUCAACAACGUGGUGACCGACCCUCGUACGGGCCGGCUGUACGUCGGCGCCGUCAACUCCCUCCACCAGCUGAACCACGACCUGGAGGUGGAGUCCCGCACAGAGACGGGCCCCAAACGGGACAACCGGCUGUGCACGCCGCCCGUCACCGACGCCUGCGAGGAGGCCACGGACACCGACAACCACAACAAGCUGCUGCUGGUCCACGAGGCCAAGGACGUCCUGGUGGUGUGCGGCAGCGUCUACAGAGGAAUCUGCUCCCUGAGGAACCUCAGCAACGUGGAGCAGCUGCUCUACUUCAGCGACACCAAGGGAGAGAAGUCGUACGUGGCGAGCGCCGAGGAGAGCGUCUCCGUGGUGGGAGUGAUGUCCUACUUCACCAAGGACAGAGACAACUUCACCGUCUUCCUGGUCGGUAAAGGUUACGGCAGCCACGACAGCACCAAGCUCAUCUCCACCCGCAUCCUCCAGGACUACGGUGACUGGGUGGUUUUCGACAGCAUCAUCGAGGCGUCGGCGGUGCAGGCCAACCCUUUCGUCCUGCGCUACCUCCACGACUUCCGCUUCUCCUUCAAGGACGGCGGCUUCGUCUACUUCCUGUUCUCUCGGACGCUCGGGGUUCAGGACACCAAGAACUUCACCUUCAUCUCCAGGAUGUGCGAGGAUGAUCAGGGCUAUUACUCGUACACUGAGCUGCAGCUCAACUGCAGCGCCAGCAACAAGUACAACAAAGCUCAGGCUGCUUAUGUAGGAACACCAGGUGAAGUUCUGGCUGAGACGAUGACCAGAUUAGGACAGUAUGGAGCCGUAUCAGCCUCUGACAAGGUUCUGUUUGUCACCUUCACUUCUGAUGAAGACCCGUCUACUUCAGCCAUGUGCAUGUACCCUCUUCAGUCCAUCAAUAAGAGGCUGGUGGAGAUAAUAGGAGCCUGCUACAGCCACAACGGCAUCAUUAACGAGAAGGCUGCCGUCUACUCGCCUUACUCCUCCAAGUCUGAGGAGCUGUGCAGCAGCAGUAAUCAGAAGGACAUGGCGAGGAGAUACAAAUGUGGAGCAGAGUUCCUGCCCUCGCCGCUGGCCAGCAAGGCCGAGUUCGCCUUAACGUCUGAGCCCCAGUUGGCCCGUAAGGGUCACAUGACUGCUGUGGCUGUUGCUGUGGAAAUGGGGCACGCUGUGGCGUUCCUGGGCACCGCCACCGGAGAGGUGCUGAAGGUUCACCUGUCGGCUAACCCUGAGGUGUAUGGGCGAGCGCCGGGCGACGUCACCGGGGACAAGGUCAACAAGAACCUGCUGUUCGAUUCCAGACUCCAACACCUGUACAUCACCACGGAGAAAAAGAUCACGAAGGUUCCAGUCCAGGCCUGCCACCAGAAGACAGACUGCCACUCCUGCGUCUCUAUGAAGGACCCGUACUGUGGCUGGUGUGUCCUGGAGGGAAAGUGCACCAGGAAGAAGGAGUGCAGCAGGUGGAGGGAGGAGAACACCUGGCUGUGGUCGCCCAAUCAGCAGUGUGUUCAGAUCAAGGCCUUCAACCCGCCGAACCUCAGCUGCAAGAAGACUCAGCAGGUGGACAUCAACAUCCCGACCCUCCCCGCACUGACCAUCACGGACAGACUGCAGUGUGAGUUUGGCACUUCUGUCAGCAGAGCCGUGGUGAAUGAAGUCAACGGUCAGGUGCAGGUUACCUGUGCGCUGCCCGACCCCUCGGAGAUCCCGCCCACUCCUGACCAGCAGGACUACGUGUCCGUCCCGGUCAAAGUUCUGGUGAACGACAACAUCUUGGUGACGCGUGGAGAGUAUCACUUCUACAACUGUGCUGCUACAGUCAGGAAGAACCAGAACACACCGUGUAUCGCGUGUGUGACCAGUGAGUGGGGCUGUCAGUGGAACGCUCAGGAUCACAGCUGCAGCGACAACGACGACGUGACGGGAGGAAGUCACAUCAUCAAACCACAACAGCCUGACAGCUGUCCUCAGUUUGAGUCUCCACAGCCGCUCCUGAUCCCCGUGGGUUUCCAAAUCCCCAUCAGCUUCCAGGGGAGGAACCUGGACAACUACAUGGGAAAGAGGUUUUCCAUCGGCACGGAGCUGAUGAAGGACGCAGAGGUGACGGUCCAGCAGGAGCAGGGAUCCAACUUCAGGUUCCCAGGAUAUGAGUUUUCCUACGACAAGCAGCAGGAAGUCAACGUAUCGUUCCACAUCAAAGACAGAGACACCGAGAGGAAGAUUGACAGCACGCUGACAGUGGUGCUGUAUAACUGCUCCGUGGGCAGAGAGGACUGCAGUCUGUGUAAACACGCUGACUCUAAGUACCAGUGUGUUUGGUGCGCAGCGCCACGCAGCUGUGUUUACAGGGAGCUCUGCCCGUCACCACAGCCGGCUCAGUGCCCCGACCCGCAAAUCACUGACAUUGUCCCUCGCUUCGGCCCUCUGAACGGUCGCAUCUCCGUCACCAUCAAAGGCUCCAACAUGGGAAUAAAGAAAGAGGACGUCAAGAAGAUCACAGUGGCCGGAGUGGACUGUGUCCACCAGGCGGACAGAUACUCCGUCUCCACCAGUGUGGUGUGUGAGAUUGGCCCGGCGAGGAGAGUCCCGCCGUCUGACCUCCCGUUUGAACCGUCCAACAGCGGAGCGGUGGAGGUGGAGGUAGACGGAGGGAGGACAGGAAGGUCUCAGGUCUUUUUCACCUAUCGGGACCCCAAACCAGUCUCUGUCCAGCCCGCGAGGGGUCCAGCAGCCGGAGGAACCGUCAUCACCAUCAAAGGAGAAGACCUGGACACGGCCUCUAAAGAGGACGUGUCCGUCAGUGUGGGAGGAGUCCCCUGUGAAGUCCUGGAGUUCGGCGAAGAGAUCACCUGUAAGACCGGGAGGUACCGAGGGCAGAAGGUCCCCUCUGACCCGUUAACGGUGACGGUGAGAUACGGUAAAAACACCACCAAGGACGUGACAGCUGCGUACCAGUACUCCGAAAACCCCAAGAUCACAGAUUACUACCCCAAAGACAGCUUCAUAUGCGGUGGGCGGAGGAUUGUGGUGGAGGGAAGUGGUUUUGAUCUGAUCCAGAAAGCCACGAUGAAAGUCCUGACGUCCACUGACGACGUGUUCACACAGAAGACCCCGUCUGUAGAGUUUUUCCAGGAGUCUCUGAGUAAGAACGGCACUGUCCUCCAGUUUGACUCUCCUGCGGUAAACUGCUGCGCCAACAGCCCGUCUCUGCGGACCGUCCUCCAGCUGGACAACGUGAUGGAGGACCUCAAGGGCUUCAACUACCACCCUGACCCCACCUUCAAUGAGCUCGACAAGAACGUCAUCACUGAGACCAGCAUCAUCAUCGUCACUGGUCGAGGUUUCUCCAAGGCCAUGACAGCCAAAGAGGCGCAGGCUUUUGUUGGAGACGCUUCCUGUCAUGUUAACAUCCUGCAGGAUGAUAAGUUGAUCCUGGAGGCUCCUUCAUCGCAGCCCAAAUCCAGAUCCAAACGCCAGCGCAGAGACACGACCAACGAACCGCUGGACCUGACGGUGAAGUUCGGUCACGGCGAGUGGACGGUGGGUUCAGUCUACUACGCCAGGAAAGACGACAUCCCUCUGGCUAUAAUCAUCCCUGCAGUCAUCGUCCCCAUGCUGCUCUUCAUCAUCGUGUCCGUCUACUGCUACAGGAGGAAGAGUCAGCAGGCGGAGCGAGAGUACGAGAAGGUGAAACACCAGCUGGAGAAUCUGGAGGAGAGCGUCAGAGAUCGCUGCAAGAAAGAGUUCACAGAUCUGAUGAUAGAGAUGGAGGAUCACACCAGCGACCUGAGCGAGGCCCGGAUCCCUUUCCUCGACUACAAAACCUACACCGACCGAAAUUUCUUCCUGCCCUCCAAGGACGGCGCCAACGACACCAUGAUCACAGGGAAAAUACAAAUCCCAGAAGCCCGCAGGGCCAUCGUGGCUCAGGCGCUCAACCAGUUCUCCAACCUGCUCAACAGUAAAACCUUCCUCAUCAACUUCAUCCGCACGUUGGAGAGUCGUCCGGACUUUAACGCCCGGGCUCGUGGUUACUUCGCCUCGCUGCUGACGGUGGCGCUGCACGGUAAACUGGAGUACUACACUGACAUCAUGAGGACGCUGCUGCUGGAGCUGAUGGACGAACACGUGCAGAACAAGAACCCCAAACUCAUGCUCAGGAGGUCGGAGACGGUGGUGGAGAGGAUGCUCUGUAAUUGGAUGUCCAUCUGUCUCUAUCAGUUCCUCAGGGACACAGCAGGAGAGCCUUUAUACAAACUGUUUAAGGCGUUGAAGCAUCAGGUGGAGAAAGGACCAGUGGACGCCAAGAUGAAGAAAGCCAAAUACACACUGAACGACACGGGACUGCUGGGGGACGACGUGGAGUACUCUGUACUGACUCUGCAGGUGUUGGUGCACGGGGAGGGACCAGACGUGACUCCAGUGAAGGUGUUGAACUGUGACACCAUCUCACAGGUGAAAGAGAAGAUCAUCGAUCAGGUGUACAGAAAUCUGCCGUACUCACAGAGGCCGAAGGUGGAGAGUGUUGCUCUGGAGUGGCGCCCCGGCUCCACAGGUCAGAUCCUGUCUGACCUCGACCUCACCUCCCAGAAGGAGGGACGCUGGAAGAGACUCAACACUCUGGCUCAUUACAACGUUCGAGAUAACGCCACGCUGGUUCUGUCCAGAGUUCUGCACACACAGUCUUUCCACCAGCACCAAGACAGCUACGAAGAGAAAAAUGCCCUGCUGGAGGACGACAACACCUUCCACCUGGUGCGGCCGGCGGACGAGAUCGACGAGGUGAAGUCGAAGAGAGGCAGCAUGAAGGACAAGGCCAUGACCAAAGCCAUCACGGAGAUCUACCUGACCAGGCUGCUGUCCGUCAAGGGCACUCUGCAGCAGUUUGUGGACGAUUUCUUCCGCAGUGUUUUGUGCUCGAGCUCCGUCGUCCCUCCUGCAGUCAAAUACUUCUUUGACUUCCUGGACGAGCAGGCGCUGAGACACGACAACGUGGACGAGGAGACGCUGCACAUCUGGAAGACCAACAGCUUGCCUCUGAGGUAUUGGGUGAACAUCCUGAGGAACCCUCACUUCAUCUUCGACGUCCACGUGACGGAGGUGGUGGACGCUUCGCUACACGUCAUCUCUCAGACCUUCAUGGACGCCUGCACCAAGACGGAGCACAAACUCAGCAGAGAGUCUCCCAGCAACAAGCUGCUCUAUGCAAAAGAGAUUUCCACGUACAAGAAGAUGGUGGACGAUUACUACAAAGGCAUCAGACAGAUGGUUCCAGUCAGUGACCAGGACAUGAACACACACCUUGCUGAGGUGUCCAGGCAACACACAGACAAACUGAACACCCAGUUGGCCUUACAUCAGCUGUACCAGUACGCCAGCAAGUACUACGAUGUGAUCAUCCAGUCGCUGGACGAGGACCCCGCAGCCCAGAAUAAGCAGCUUACUCUCCGCCUCCAACAGAUCGCCGCCGCCCUGGAGAACAAGGUCACUGAUCUUUGACCCCUGACCUCGCGGUGGGGUCGGGGGGACGAGCUAACGGCUACUAAAACACAGGAUGUUGUUUUGCAUUUAAGGACUCAAAGGAGGACGAGCUCGCGGACUCUACCGAAUGUUUGAUCAUGUAAGGACUGAAGUGGGAGGGGCUAGUGGAGCCACAGGAAGCUGUUGACCAUAUAGGGACUGAAGGGGGAGGAGUUAUGGGACUCCAGGGGGGAGAGGAGCAGAGAUUUUGGACAAAGUGCUAGAAUAUGCUCAGAGUGGUGGAAACAGAAUCGCUGAUGUCUGCUUAAGUUGUAUGGCGUAUUUCCACUUGGCGUCCCAAAACAAAUACCACAGAGGGAUGCAAAAUGGCGACUGUAAUAUGGCUGCAGAUGGGAGCUGUGUGAAAUCAAAGGGUUAUUUUUUUAAAAGGCGUUCGGUACGUGUGAUCUCGGAGCAUUUUUGUGUUUGGCUUCUCUAUACCACAAAUUUUAUUUUGCCGUAGAGGAAGUGAAGAAGAAAAAGUGCCGCACAAGGAAUGAAGAUUUCUGGAUGAUUGAAGAAUCGAAGUGAAGUAAUGAGACAUUACCAAAUAUUUUAUUUUUGCCCUUUUUGGAAGUUGGCAGUGGAAGUUCAGCUGCUCCAGGACGCUUUGUGACCACUUCUCCUUCAUUGUAUUACAUGAGAGUCUAUGAACUGUGGAUGGGAGGUGGAUCAGUCUGAUCUGAGGUCAGAUUUUCUGUCUCUAAAUACAGGAACCAGAAAAUCUGGUCUCUUGUCAGCAACAGAUUUUGGUUUUCAUCCUAAACGCUCUGAUGAACUUUCUUUUACCUUAAAGCGAGCUCAAAUAAAAGUAAUCGACCAAUGAAAACCCACUACGGUACACACCACUGGCCAAUCGGGUCUUGGUUUGACCUGAAGGCACAGCUGAGGAAAGUGAAUUCAGGGUAUGACGUCCAAAAAUCAAACCAUAACAUCAUCUUUCCUUCUGUCAUGGCAAAAUGUUGUUUUCAUAUCAGAGUAUGUGUUUCUAUGCUGAUGACACUGUGCUGUUGACUCGAGUCGCAGCUGAAUAAUUUGCUCUGUUUAGUUUUAAUAUUAUUCUUUGUUUGCAGGCUUUAAGCAGAGGCUUCGCAUUUCCAUAUACAACAUGAAAAUGAUCUUUUUAAUGGACUGAUACGGUGCCGCUUUGUUUUUUCUUUUGUAAAGUGUUGAUCAGGGUGGUCCAUGAUGUCAUAUCCUGUGAGUAAGAGUGUGUGUGAGAGUGUGUGUUCAGUAGUUAUAUCAACACCGUUGCCACUUUGUUGCCGAGGACCAGCUUGUUUUUACUUUAUGUGAAAAAUCAUGACUGCCUAAUCAUGUGGUUGAAACACUUUUAUUUUUUUAAGUGUGAUUCGUUGUUAUAAUUUGUACGAUUUAACUUCUUUUGCAAAACUUCUUUCAUAUAUGAUGCUGCGUUUUUCUUUUCUGCACACGUAAGAAGUGUCUUCUGAAGACAGGGUAUCCAUGGAUCCUUCAAAACGGCUUAAAGUAAAUCUAGAAGUUAAGGUGGAGCUGUAAGAUGACUAAAAAUAUGCAUCCAGGACACAGUUUGGUUUUAAUUUGCUUGAUUUCACCUGGGUGAUGCAGUCGCUAUCUGUGCUGCUUUCCAGGAAGUCUAAGGUACGAACAUUUAAAACACACAGUCAAAAAUUAUGAAAUUAAACACACUCCUCCACCUUAUUCUGUGGAAGAUUUAAAAUGCAGAAAAACAAAUCAAAGAAAUCAAAUACCAAUAUCAUAUAUAUUUCCUUUUUAUAGAUGCAUUUAGCGUGUAAUAAUUAAAUGAAAGCAUGUUUAGAAAAACAACAAUAAUGUUGCUUUAUUAUCUAAUAACUGAAUUGUUUUUUACGGUGCCUUGAAUUUUCAACACGUUCUUAUCCCAACUUCUGAAAUACCCCCGCUUUGUCAGUGGACCUACGUGUCAAAAUAUAACGUGCUAGGUAGCCUCCUGUGUCAGUUUAGGACACUCAUGGACGACGUGUCAAUUUACGCUUGUUGCAUGUAUUGUGUCACUUCAAAAUACACGUCCGUUUUCAGAGGAUAUGUAGUGUCUGCUCAUUAAAUGCCUAGUGUUUUUCAAAAUAAAAAAACGUAGGUAAACACAUUUUUGGGUUUAUUACUUAGGUUAACACAACAAAAGCAUAUGAUUAGGUUUAGAAAAACAUUAUGGUUUGGCUUAAAAUAAGUAUGUUCCAAUGUGAUGUGACAUUGCAAGACAGAUGUCAUAUGACAUAUGUUACCAGCAUAGCAUGCUACACAUACUAGCAAACUAUGCUGGUAUUACAGUAACUCCAUUGACUUUGGGUUUCACACGGGAAAGGAACAGCACUCUCCUGAGUGAAAGUCCAGAGUUUGUUUGACCCAUCCACGUCACCGCCCCCCCAUAGGGACUUUCUCGCUCUUUAUACUAUGGUAGUUGCUGAUGGCGUUACAAAUUGCUGCUGCCCGUUGCGUAUCAAACCGCCAUGAAGGCUGCCGCUGUGCCUCUGUGUCUGACAACAAGAUCUACUGAUAAAGCGGCGAUACUUGAAGAGCUGGGAGUGAGAACUGGCUGAAAUUUUCCAUGUCAUGUCCAAUUAAAGUGACUGUAUUUUCUUAAUUGUUUGAUUGUAAUAUGUGAAAAAUCACGUCACAAUACAAAAACAAUUCAGUUAUACUGCAAAUACACUAAAUGCUUGUCCCUUUAACAUUUUUAAAUUGAAUUAUGACACAUUUAUGACAUAUUUAAAAAGGAAAUCCAUCUUAAUGUGUGUAUUUCACUUUAUUUCCUUGAUUUGUUUCUAUUGGGGCAUUUUAUAUCUUCCAUAUUAUCCAACAUAGAAAUACCAAAACAACACACACGGCUGUCUUGUUCCUUUCAUCCUUUCAUUCUACACAAACAUGAUAAAAACAGUUUGUGCAAAUAAUUGUUACGCAGCACCUGCAAAGACUUUAUGUGCCUCCUGAUGAUUGCUUCCUCCUUAUUCUGCACAUUAAAUGUUUCAUAAUGUUCAUAAUGAAAAAUAAGCUGGUUCAGUUUUAUUUCUGGCUCAAACUAACCUGCACCGAACCUGUCGAAGAACAUCUGCGUCUGUGUCAAACUGCAUCUGUGUCAAGGAGUCGAUAUGUUCAAGAAUCUUUUUUUUUAUUGAAUUCAUGAAGCAGAUUUGGGGAAAAUACGUUUAUGUCGGCUGUUAAUUAGAGAAAUAUGGAAGAAGAUUGAAAACAUAAACCAUAUGAUCAUUUAUAUGAACAGCCGCUCUUUGAGUGAGUGAGUUGUGGUUCCUCUAAAAAGUUAUUAGAUCUGCAGCAGUCGUUGGGUUUAAGUGCCGUUUAAGCCGCUGAAGUGUAAAUUAACUCAUUUAUCUUCUAUGCUACGUAUUUAUCAUCGUCACCGUAGAAUCAUUACAUAUAUUUAUAUAUAUAUAUAUGCAUUAUUCUUUGCCUUCUGAGCCCAGACGACGUGCUUUAUGUAGUGCUUGAGUUAAUAUCAAAGAUUAAAUAUGCUGUUUGUAAGUUAAAUGAUGAAGCCCCAUCGCCUUCUGGGAAACACAGAUUUCUGCGAACAGAGUUUUUAGUUUCGGGUUUUUUCCCACUGAAGCUGGAUUAAUUGAUGAUUUACAAACUGCAUCUUUAAAUUCUGAAGCAAUACGACCUUCAGGCUGGUGCUGCAUCUUUGUACUCAUGAGUUCGGCACCACAUGACCUCCAGAUACAAAGACUGAAAUAAACAGCUUCUUUUUUGUCUUCUUCACUUCUCAUAAGCUUUCUCCGAGGCGUUUGUCUCUCAGAAAUGUGUUCAUGAAAAAAACUCUGGUGCCAAAUAACUUCUAGAAACUAUCUUGUGUUGUUGUAGUGUGUGUAAUUUCCAAGGCUUGGGCUGUCGUCUGACUUGUUUGAUGAGUGUAGACAGAAAUGUGGGGAACAAACUUGUAUUAAAUAAUCUGCUGGUACUUUUUAUAAAAACAAACUGUUGAAAUGUGAAACUUUUUUUGGAGGUUGUUUUCAGUGCCCGAUGAAGACCUGUCACCAAAUUUCACCAGCUUUUCAAAGCAAAGUGCCACAUUUGUUGUUUAGAUCUUUGAAUCAGAGUUCAAACUGUACUCACUCUACAAAUAUAGUUUAUUGUUGUAAAAUAUGACACAUCUGAUUCACGUCAACAACAAGUCUAUAGCUAUUCCUCCACCAACACUUGCUUCUUUCUGCCUUCUUUUUGCCACCAGCGAGUGCCUUAAAGAGUCCUGGAAGUAGAGUUGGAAGUAAAAGCCAAAAGAAGGUGUCUGUCGGCACAAACAGGAGGUGUACUGCAUGUUUGUGGGUCUAAACUGCAAGGAAAAUGGGGGCUGGUACAAAGAACUUUAGAGGACAAAGUUGGUACUGUCAAAUGAUUUUAAAACUUGUACACAAUAACAAAAAAUUAGACCAUCAUUUUAUCACGAUCAAACCGUGUUGUUCAGAGUUAUACUUUCCAAAAGUCAGAGAAUUUGUUAAAAUCCAAACCCACUAGAUUCAUGUUGUCAGAAACCAUUCAAUAAGCUUCACUUCAGUGUCAGGUGUAUAUUAAAAAUAUGACUAACAAAUUAAGUGCAGGUGAGACAUGAAAAAUUCAGGUUGCACCAACUGUUCAUAAAUUCAGGUUUAGCUAAGUUAUAACGAAAGGUUUUAUGAACUUCAGUUUGUGUGUUGUGUUCUGUUUGCAUUAAAAUCAAAGUCAGUGUCCGGGAUGAGCAAGUACACCAUUAUCUGUAUCUGUUUAACCAACUGAAUGAUCUGUAUCCAUAAAUAUGCUCGGAGUGGGCGGAGUUUGAACCGGAAGUUAUUUUAGGUUUGAAAUUGAUUGCCGUAUUUAUUAUUUAUCAGAAAACUUUACAGAACAAUGUCAGGAUCAGUUCACUAGCUACGACAUUUCUUAAUUUUGAUUAACUGAUUAAAACUUAAUUUUUAAUCAGUGAAUACUUUUUUUUAUGGUGCAACCUGAUUUAGUAAAUUACUAGAAACUAACGAGUAAUAAUUACACAGGGCUUUACGUUAAAGAAGUAAUGGAUUUAUGAAAAGCUGGUGUAACCCAAUCCUGCCAGCUAACCUCUGUUAUGCUAACUUCUGUAACUCAUUCGUUUUAAUCACAAGAAACAUAUUUUUUCUGUUUUUCUGAAAAGCCAAAGCGUGAAUGAAACUUCUGUCCAGAUUCAUCAACAAUUAGUAAAGUUACAGAGCAGGUGGUUAGCCUGGAUUAACUUAAAGACUGGAAGUAAAGGGAAACAGCAGCCUGGGUCUGUUCUAAGUUUGAAAAUACAGUAUGUCUACAAACUGUUUUAAAGCUCAUGAAUCAUACUUGUUUGAUUUUAAUAUUCUUAGAUAAGUUAAUCACCUUCUGGCUGUUAGCUAGCAUAUUUAACAGAACUCUGCAUCUUCAGUUUACCAAUGACGAAAACACUAGUGGUACGAAUGCACCCAAAAUGUUGUGAACAUGACAUUAGCUGUUAGCAACUGCCACAAGGUGUUGAAUGCUAACAAAUUAUCUUAAACUUUGAGUGAAGUUUCAUCCUUUUACUGUCCUGUACAGUAGUCUUUAUAUCCAUUUAUUUUACAGUCAUGGAUAGAAAAUUACAGAAACCCGUUAGCUUGGAGAACCAUUUGAGUUACAGAUGCUAACGCAAAAUUAACUAAAUAUGGAGGCAGGCUAGCAAGACUGGUUUUUCGAUAGCCAAAUUUAAAACCCUAAAUGGUGGAUAAUUGUUGCCUUGCUUACCAAAAACUGCAGUUAUUCAUGUUGCCACAUACUUUGUCAUUUCAUGCAGACAAUUAUUUAACAAUUUAGCAAUUAGCGCACUCCUAAAUAACAGAAAAUAAAACACAAGUGAAAGAAAAUGUAGAAUGAUGCCUUUCAUCUCGUCUGAUCGUCUUUUUAAGAAAAUGCUGAGAUUCCACAGAAACAUUUUGGAUCAUUUCAAUUACAAACCAUUUACGCAACAUACUGGAUUGUGAAUCAUAAAUGUUGAACAUUUGUUUGGCACAAAACGUGUGAAUAGUGUUGGUUUAACUGAAACACAGCUACAUUAUCUGUGUGUUCCCCAUGCUCCAGAACAGUUUGGUAAAUAUCAGAAGGACGUGACCUGAAUAUGCAUGUUUGAUAGAGUGUUUUUCAGAGGUACAGGAGAACAUUCAUGUGUAAUGACUGGAUGAGGGAUCAGCACAGGGAACUGAGCCUUCGCUGUAAGUAGAUACAUUCGUCUGGUAUUUGAGGAUCUGUGUGUUUUAAUGAUGUAAAACUGAAGCGUAUUUGAAAAAUGUUGUUUUACGAGGCACAGUCGACACGUUUUGAGAGGUUUUGAAUGUUCAACAGAAACUGGGCCCACUGGUACUGAUGUUUUUACCGACAUCACGAGGGUUAAAUGUGUUUAUACCAUUGUAUAACAGUUUGUAUAUCAAAUACAACUUUCCCAUUGUUUAUUCUUGUAACAUCGUUGUAGGAGACGAAUGGUUUUGGAUGGACUGGACUUUUGAGACAGACAGAAACAGCACUACCAGUAACCAGGAACCAGCUGGUCUUUACUGGUCUGGAGCCCAAAUCGGUGACUCUUCUGAAGAAGUGGAGAAGUGGGCAGAAAAUCCAGAUCUAGGAAGUCCAAAUAUCCAAUAAAAGAUGUUUAU